UUUGAAUGUGAAACUUUUAACAAUUUUAGUAAUUUAUACUCGUUUUUAAAAAUUCAAAAUAUAAUAUAUAAAUAUUUUUUAAAAAAAUUUUUAUUAUAUGGUUACUAUGAUUUAUUAAUUUAUUUUAAUAGCUUAAAAUUAAACAAAUAUAAUUAUAAUACACACUUAUUUUUAUCAAAUCUUUAUUAUUCAAAAUCAUUAAUUGUCAUAUAUACUUUAGUCACAUUAGACAAUUCUGUAAUGUUAGUUAAGGAAAUAAUGAAACACAUUAAUAAUGUAUUUACUGUGGUUUAAUAAAAAGCUUAUUAUAUAUUUAGAUGGACCAACCUAUUUUUCUAAGGAUUCUAAGAAUCAUUCUAAUGAUGACAUGUGGCUACAAAAAAAUGUUGCAAUGCUUCUCAAAUACUAUAUAGGGGAUAUAAAUCAACAGACUAUUUAAGUUUAUUAACUUAUUUUUCUUUGUUUGUUGGUGGUCAAAUUUUCAUUUCUUUGAACAUCUUAUUGAUUAUAACUAGAGGUAAAUCACUUAACAUAAUAGAUUGUUUGAAUUAAAUAGUCAAAGUUGCAAUAAAUAAGUUUUUGUUAUUUCAAUUUUUACUGAGUCUAUUAACUUGCCUUACCGUUAAUGUUAUAAGAAGUUUUAUUAUAAUCCUCUCAUUUCUGUCACAUUUUCUUGUCUCUUCACACCAAUGAAGCCCAACGUGUUAAAGAAACUAUCACUGACAUGGGUUUCACUUCUCUGCAUUUCCUGCUUUUUCCUCGGUGCAAUUUUCACCUCCAGAUUGCGUUUGUCGGAUUCCGGUAGCCAGUUCAUUUUACAGCACCGCCGUGAUCAGGAAGUUAACGUAAUUACGAAAUUGCAUGCUCAUGAGAAAAAAAAAUCAAAAGAAAAACAUGUAAUUGAGAACGUUCUGAGAACCCAUAAAGCAAUAGACAACAGAUCAUUGGAUAAGUCAGUGUCUAUGCUUCAGAAGCAGCUCUCUGUUAAACAGAGCUCUCAACCGAUUGUUGAUGUCUCAACAACAAAUACUUCGACAGAAGGAAACCAAAGGAAGAAAGUUUUCAUGGUGAUUGGUAUCAACACUGCAUUUAGCAGUAGAAAACGUCGUGAAUCUCUUAGAGAGACUUGGAUGCCUCAGGGGGAAAAGCUUGAGAAAUUGGAAAAAGAUAAAGGAAUUGUCAUCAAAUUCAUGAUUGGACACAGUCCGACACCACAUAGUAUAUUGGAUAAGGAAAUUGAUUCAGAAGAUGCUCAAUACAAAGAUUUCUUUAGGCUGGAUCAUGUGGAAGGAUAUUAUAAUCUGUCUGCGAAAACAAAAAGCUUCUUCUCCAGUGCAGUUAGAACGUGGGAUGCUGAGUUUUACGUCAAGAUUGAUGAUGAUGUUCAUGUCAAUCUUGGUAUGCUUGCUUCUACAUUAGGUAUGCACCAUCAUAAGCCGAUGGUCUACAUUGGAUGUAUGAUAUCCGGACCUGUUCUUACUCAAAAGACGUCCAAGUAUCGUGAACCAGAGUUUUGGAAAUUUGGAAAGGAAGGUAAUGAAUAUUUUCGACAUGCUACAGGACAAAUCUAUGCCAUCUCAAAGGAUCUUGCCACAUACAUAUCUAACAACCAGCCAAUUUUACACAAGUAUGCAAAUGAAGAUGUGACACUCGGGUCAUGGUUAAUUGGUCUUGAGGUUGAGCAUAUCGAUGAUCGUAAUUUCUGUUGUGGUACACAUCGAGAUCCAAUGGGCUAAGUCGGCUUCAUGUGGUUACUCUCUUUUUCUUUCUCAUUUUCCAAAGAUUGUGAAAUGAAGGCCGAGGCUGGAGAAGUGUGUGUGGCGUCUUUUGACAGGAAGUGCAAUGGGAUAUGCAAAUCUGUCGAUAGAAUGUGGACCGUUCAUGUGAUGUGUGGAGAAGGUGAUAAAGCCGUGUGGGAUGCAAAUUAUAACUUUCUUAGAUAAGAAAAUGUAAUAAGAGAUGAACAUUUUGUUUUUGUAUAGAACCAAAAGGUAUACAAAUCCGCUUACUUGAGAAUAAUCUGAGCAAAUACCUUUUCGUUCAAUAUGUCUUUUUUGUUCGUGGAAAAAAAAAAUAAAAAUAAAGAAAAAUAGUGAGACUUUUAUACUUGAAUGAGUGGGAUUGCUUAUUAUAUAGUUUUCCCGAUAUGAAAAACCUAUUCUUAAUUGUGAUAGUUUAGAUUGUCAAAAGAAAAUUGUUAUUGUUUAGAAGUAUUUUCCAUAGAUACUUAUGGCUCAAAUGAGCCAUGAGUUUCUACUCUUUAGGUCUCAACAAAGAGAUGCUCUGGUUUAUGUCAAAGAUUUUGUUUUCCUUAUUUUCGUCUAUACUGUCCAAGAUCAUUAUUUGAAAAAAGACAUUAAUCAUAUGUUAUAUUUAUUCAAAGUACUACUGAAAGUUAAUAAAAAUACUAAAAUUUUACGAAGUGUAACUUAUACUAAGAAUACAAUAGUGUCAAGUGUUGUCAGAGCUUCUGUUGUGGGUUUUGCCUCUCAACUUUAAAUUUAAAGCUCAUUUUUAAGGAACUUGUGCUAAAAUCUUAGUUAACAAAAUCAUGAUUCAUUCCGUCAAUUAGUGAUCACCCACACAACAACAAAACAAUGCAAAAAUCAGAUAGGAGAGCAAGAUGCCCAUUCACAUUUAUACUAUGUGUUUUCCUGCAUCAUGUACAGAAAUAAAAGUUUUUAAAAUUUAAAUUAUACAUAAAAUAAAAUUUGUUAAUUUUAUAUUUUAUUAUUUACUUACAAUAUUUAAUUUUAAUUUAAUUAUAAGUAAAAUUUAAUAUAAAAUAAAAUAUUUUUUAAAAAAGUUAUAUUUAAUAAUAUAUAUUUAAAAUUAUAAUCUUGGAAAGAUUUUAAUCUUUUUUGGUUAAAGUAUAUUAAAUUAAAUUCUAUAAAAUUAAGAGAAAAUUUUGUUGUAUCUAAAAUUUGUGGAUAUUAAAAAAAGAAACAAAUGGUAUUGGAAUUAGAAAUUUACAAAACAAAUUUAAAAAAAACUGCAUAAAUUUUGAAGAAUUGUUUUAAUAAUAAAAAUUAUAUAACUAUUCCAAUAAAAUUAAAGUUAACCUUAAAAUUUCAAAACUUCAUGUAAAUUGAAACAAAAUAGUUCUUCUAAAACAUCAUCUAUAUCGAAACAGAGAGAGUACAAAACUGGAGGCCGUAGAUAUUUAGUAAGAACUUCAAUAAAACAAAACUUUUUUAUUUUAUUCAAGUAAAGCUUAAACAUUUAUCUCUUUUUCAAAAGAAAAGCAUCUCAUCUCCUCUUUUUCUUUGUUUUUUUGACUCUGCUCCUCUCCUUCCACCAAGAUGUUUGGUUAAAAACAUGAUAUAUGGCUAAACCUAAAUAUUCGAGAGUGCAAUGUGAUUGGGUACAAGUUUGUAUGAGCGUUUGUAUGAGCAUAAAGUAAAGAACACAUAGAAUUUGUUAAACGGAUUCAUUUCCUACAUCCCGGAACCACGUCCAUAACACAUUUACUUGAUAAGAACACAAACAACGUUGCUCUAUGGUACCAGCACACACCCGUGCCGACCACUCUUAACUUGAUUUAUAAUAAAGAGCAACUACUACUCAUUGUCUUCUCUACAAGUAUAGUUCUGUACAACAAAACUAUCAACAGCUCAACUGUGAGGUAGGAUGACCUCACACACAUCCAUGUAUAUUUUCAAUAGAACCCUAGACGCGUAACCGUUCCUUGUCACCGUCUUGUUCUCUUUAUACUCCAACCGAGUAAACUCUAAGCUCCUCAAGCCCACUAAUCUUAGUUAGGUUUUUUCUUAGAAACAAAUCCACAUAGCUCUUCUUAUAAUGUUUGAAGCCCACGUGAAUCAUUCGUAUUAGUAAGGCUCAAUGCCACAUCAUCACUCUGCACAUACGACACAACUUCGUAUGUCCGUAAGUCCUCGUGCCAUUCUCAUCGAUCAGAUCACACUUUAGUAUUCUUGUGUAAGACAUAACAUUCUAUGUUCUUCAUUCUCCACCUUUUUGUUUGAGUGUGUCAGUUCAAACUCUUCUAGCAACAAUCUCAUAGCAGCAGCUCUCUCUGCAUUAUUGAAUCACAAUCUCUCAUUCUCUCCCUGCUUGAGUGCACACUCAUAUAAAAACCACAAAGCACUUGUAGCUCAGCUCAACAGAACCAUUGCAGAUAUAACUACUAACUCAGAACGCAAAGCUGUAGCAUCCAAAUUCUCGGUUCCUCUUUCAUCUCUGACUUAUACCAGUUGCAGCAAAAACUCAUGAGUUUCAAACUUCUCAAUUAUAACUUCUAAACAGUUUUCUCAUUUCUUCCCAAAGGUUAAUCUUGCUCUGCAUCGUUCUCCUUUUGGUCAAAAUAUUCAGCUUGAAACCAAACGUGAUUACCAAAUGAUUGUGUUUCAAAUCUGUGUCUCACCACUGAAACAACUAAAAGAAUUCUCUAGCUCAUUAUCAAAUUCAAAUACGCCUUGUCUUACCAAAUAUGUAUCUGAUCACACCAGAACACUUUACACAACCUCGCUUUUUUUUUUUUUUUUGUAAUGACAUUCAAGAAAAUGAAUGACAUUCAUCCUCCCCUGCUUGAAUUCAUAUCUAAGAAAAAUUAUCUCUGCUGCACAUGAAUUUCUUUCACCUGAAAUCAUCACAAGCCCAAGCUGAACAAUUUUAUCCAUCAUGAAGUUUAGAUGACAAUCACUUAGAAUCAGCUGUCGCCAAUAGUACAAAAUCAGAGUCCGUGGUACACACAGAACAGCCUCGUUUUGAUGUAGUAGCAAUUCAGAGCAUGUCGUAUUUGUUGAACAGUACAUAUACAUGAUGACUGCUUUAAUCUCUGUCAUUUCUUUUUCAAGAAACCACAUGAAUCACAUAAUUGACUCCUUUUUCACUAUUGCAGUCACAACUGAAUCUUAGAAACCCAAGAGGAUCUGGAUUUUCAAAUGAUAAAUGCCCGUAGAAGUUUGAAUAAGCUCAAACACAACACAAACCAACCGUUGAAUAGCAAGACAGUAGCAUACUGAAGAUCGUCGCAAAGUUUCAGCUCCAUCGGGUUAAUUUUGGAUCCCACACGUUGCCUUGAAAAACCCGUGCAACAGUCUUUGGACCAGUUUUCUUUUCUGUGCCACAGAAUCUGCCAUAGAUGAAAGCUUUAUCCUCUGGCCUAAGAGUUCCAUCAGUUUCCUUGAGACUCAGAAUCUGUCUCACGGCUGAAACAACUAAUAGGCUUCUCUAGCUGCACAGCUUAUUUUUGCAACUUCCGUCAAUGUCUGCUUCCUUUGGAUACAAAUUUCAACUUGAUGCUGUCACAAGCAUUGCCCUAGCCUAUUCUUGUAGUGACAAAAUCAAAGCAACAGCCAACAGGCUUGCCUUCGGAUUAAGUUUUCACGGAUGUUAAGGUAUUCCAUAAGAGUCCUUAAUUCAAUCUUCAUAGACAGCCCUUUCAUUUGAGUUACACUUACACACUGAUGUUCAAACAAUAAUUUGACGAGAAAGAUCUGUCGUUUGUAUUUGAGAACAGUGUUAAUUUAUACAAACCCAUGUAUAUUUGUAAAACAACACGUGAUUGCCAAACAAUAAAAAAGGAAAUUAAGGUAAGGUAAGCCACAGUUUUCAAUAUUAACUAAUGAAACUGUUGAGAAUUUGUUUAAAAUGCUAAUAAUAAGACAAGAAAAAAGAUUUUUUUUUUUUUAAAACUUCUAAAUAUGUAUAUAAUAUAGCUACUUUUACUAUAUAAAUCAAGUAAGAUUAACUCACAAAAAUAAUAUCCUGUUUGUUUGCUCAGAAAAAUAAUACUGGAAAACCAAAAUUUUCUCGUUCAUUUUUGAUGAUAUAUUCAAAACAGAUAAAAGUUAAUUAGUAUUCCUGGAAACAAGUACACCUUAUUCUGCCACGACUUCUCUAAAAU
Brassica rapa (field mustard) is the source of this 5869-nucleotide messenger RNA. RefSeq names its product probable beta-1,3-galactosyltransferase 5. Gene Ontology annotation, cellular component: Golgi membrane. NCBI's taxonomy places the organism in Eukaryota, Viridiplantae, Streptophyta, Magnoliopsida, Brassicales, Brassicaceae. The record is from RefSeq and is a predicted model, not a curated record. Gene Ontology annotation, molecular function: beta-1,3-galactosyltransferase activity.